Molecule: messenger RNA, 2459 nt
Organism: Sitophilus oryzae (rice weevil)
Lineage: Eukaryota; Metazoa; Arthropoda; Insecta; Coleoptera; Curculionidae
Product: 2',5'-phosphodiesterase 12-like
Exons: 6
Coding region: 591-2312 (573 amino acids)
Biological process (GO): nuclear-transcribed mRNA catabolic process, deadenylation-dependent decay
Cellular component (GO): mitochondrion
Molecular function (GO): 3'-5'-RNA exonuclease activity
Source: RefSeq, a predicted model, not a curated record
GAGAGUGACACAACAGAAGUUUAUUUAUUUAUUGUGGUUUGUGGCCCUAAAUUUAUUGUUAAAAAAAAUCCGAUAAAUACAAUUCCUAACUAAGAGCACAGACCAAGAGCAUUGGUAAUAUGUGCUAGAAGCAUAAAUGAAGAACCAGUUAGAAUUAGACUAGAAGCAAAAUUUUCUUCUUUGUUGCAAAUAUAUCUAGAGGUUAAGAGGUUUGAACCAGAUAUUUUAGUAAUUCUAGUUAGCAACAACGCAUAAAUUAGACCUCUUUGGAACAUAAAAUCCUAACACCAGCUAACACUAGUACUAGUGGCUGCCUAUAACUAGAAUGCUAUGAUAAACCCAGCUGACCAAACAAUUUGCUCAGCUAUCUGAGGAUACUUGUAGGUACUUUAGUGUCUAUCAUUAAGUCCAAAGUACAGAGUAACUUCAAAAGUAGGUGUGUUCUAUGACACCAAGUCAAAUAAUUUUUGUUUACAGUGUACCCGAUUGAAUUUCUACUGCUGUUUUAUUACUUCCGAUUCUCUAUUCCAAAGAUAGUAAAGUAUUUGGUUUAUUAAGUGAUAUAGGAAUGUAUAUAUAAUUUUACGGAAAUGAGUAAAUUAAAUUUAAAUGCCUCUGCUCAGAUAAGAGCUUAUUAUACAGGAAAAUGUGAUUUUCGUGUUACUAUUCCAUUGAAAGUGGAUAACGAAAUUAGCGACACCCAAAUUACAGUGUUUUCUGAUAUAACAGAUCCUUUGUCGAUAUUUAUAAAAAAGAUACAAAAGAAAAUCCUUGAUCAUAUGGGUAAGAAUGUUAAAGAAAAUAAGAACAAUGGAACAGAAAAUUGCAUUACGAAAACUGAUGAUGAAUUAGCAUUAAGAUUGAGUGAAAUACCAGUCAGUUUUAUUAGACAUGCUGUAGAUGCAAAAAAGUAUAAGCCUGGUAUGAUCCUAAAUCAAUUGAUAGAAAACAUAACAAAACAUAAUCAUGAAGUGUAUGUGCAACUUUUUGAAGAGAAAUAUAAAAUAAUGGUAAAUGCACCUUUGGUACAUAACAUACAAUUACCAUCAGCUAUUUUUGUGAACUUUGGUGUAGAACCUGUCAAGUUUCAUCCUCUCUUUACCAAUAUGAAAGAGUCAAAGUUUUUUUGGUAUAAGUCAAUAGACAAAAAACAAUGGAUAAAAGUAGGGGAUACAAUACAAUACGAUGUAAAAGAGAAUGAUCUAAAUCAUUAUUUAAAAUUCUAUUGUAAAUUGUAUAGUUUAAAUAUGUUGCAUAUACUUGAAUUAGAGAGUAUUUCAGAAAAUCCAGUCGAUACAUUGCCACCUUUUCCAUCAUGUCCAUUUGAAAAGAGACAUUGUUUAACAACAAGGGAACUCAGUAGAAAGCGUUUUAGAGUUGUUUCAUAUAAUAUUCUCGCAGACAGAUAUGUGGGCAACAAUCAGUUUGAAUACUGCCCUCCACAUGUUUUAAACAUUCAUUAUCGAAAACAUUUAACUAUUAAGGAAUUGAAAGGAUAUAAAGCCGAUAUUAUUGUUCUCCAAGAGGUCGAUAAUCAAUAUUAUUCAAGCUAUUAUAAGAACGAGUUUAACGAAAUGGGUUAUAAGAGUUUUUAUAAUAGGAAAGGUAACUGCAUUCCCGAAGGACUUUUAACUGCAUUUAAAAGAGAUAGAUAUAGACUUUUAGAAUUCAAACAUAUUGUAUUUACUAGAGAGCUUGAACGCAGGAAAGAAUUUUCUCAUAUAUGUCAAAUGCUGGACAAUAAUAGUGAGGUAAAAAAGGAGUUUAAAGCACAGAAUACUUCUCUUCAAGUCACAGUUUUAAUGGACCAGUCGACAAAGAAUGUAACUAUUAUUGGAAACACGCAUUUAUACUAUCACCCAAAUGCUGAUCACAUAAGACUGAUACAGGCUUUUAUGGCAACGACAUUUUUAAAUAAAAUAAAACAGAGACUACUUAGGGAACAUAAAAAUGUUGCAGUUAUAUUUUGUGGCGAUUUUAAUAGUCAUUUUGAAAAGUCUCUCUAUGGUUUUAUGACUCAAGGUACGAUAGAUCCACAACACAAUGAUUGUUUGAAAAUUUCCCCAUCAGGAGAUGCUGUAAUCUAUCACAAAUUCUUUUUGAAAAGUGCGAGUGGUACCCCUAAGUAUACCAAUUAUACCGACGAUUAUAAGGGCUGCUUAGAUUACAUUUUUAUAGAAACCAAUAAAUUGAAAGUUACUCAAAAUGUGCCGGUUACCAGUCCAGAAGAACUAGAAAAGUAUGAAGGGCUGCCAAACGAAUAUUUCCCAUCUGAUCAUUUAGCAUUGGUUGUUGAUUUAGAAAUGAAUUGAGAUAAUAGUAUAAUGUGAAAUAAUGAUAAUAAUUCCUAUGUCAGAUUUUAUAUUUAUUUCUUAUAUUAUUAUUUAUAUAUUUUAAGUUUAACCCAGGUGUAAAAUUCUUUGUUCAACCAAAUAUAGAAAUUGUAAUACAUUUUUAAA